This is a messenger RNA of Pecten maximus, 1702 nucleotides long. RefSeq names its product peroxisome biogenesis factor 2-like. Bases 176 to 931 code for a protein of 251 amino acids. The record is from RefSeq and is a predicted model, not a curated record. Gene Ontology annotation, biological process: protein import into peroxisome matrix. The transcript has 8 exons. Lineage: Eukaryota; Metazoa; Mollusca; Bivalvia; Pectinida; Pectinidae. Gene Ontology annotation, molecular function: zinc ion binding. Gene Ontology annotation, cellular component: peroxisomal membrane.
GGCACUGGGCGCGAUAGAUAAACAAAUAUGGCGACUACCAAGAAGGAUACACCCAUUCCUGCGCUUCGUGUUAGUCAGCUGGAUGCUGCAGAACUUGACAAUGAGGUUGUCUCCCUUGUCAAGAGUCAGUUGAUGCAGUUGUUUAAAUACCACCAGACCAACACACUUGUAAAGUAUGGGCCUGAAGUGGAUGCACUUCUCAAAAUCCUCAUCUGGAAGUUUUCUGUUCGUCACCCACGAUUGUACUAUCGGACAGCAAAUCCUCAAUCUAAAAUAUGCCAGUGAGAGCGCCCAGGGGACAGGACCUUGGCUUGGUACACGCCAAAAACUACUGUUUGCCCUGAUUCUGAUUGGCUGUCCCUGGAUUAAGGAGAGAUGUAGUGAUAUCCUUCAAGUCUUCAAGCUGUCGCGGUGGAAACAGAAAGCUCAGCAGAUCCUACAUUGGACUGAGACCGGCCUCAAGGUGGCAGCACUGGUCAACUUCCUGGUGUUUCUGCGGCGGGGUGUAUACAGAGCAUUGGUAGAAAGGAUUCUGGGUAUCAGGGCAAUGUUCCCUAAUCAACAAGGAGUCAGACAGGUCAGCUUUGAAUUUAUGACCCGGGAGCUGCUAUGGCAUGGAUUCUCCGAAUUUCUGUUCUUUGUACUGCCAUUAAUUAAUUUUCAACGCCUGAAAAACUUUGUAAUGAGAAGAGUUUUACCCGUAACUACGACAGCUACUGCAGACCUGAGGACUCGUAAGCUUGAAACAUGUGCUGUGUGUGGUGACAAACCAACCAACCCCCGGGAGAUCGGCUGUCCUCAUGUCUUCUGCUACUUCUGUAUAGAGGGUAACUACAAGGCUGACCCGGGGUAUUCCUGUCCAUUAUGUGGAGCUAGUGUUGUGGAUCCAAACAACAUCAAACCUGUCAGGAUGGUGGUCCCUACUACGUAGCCAUGGAUUUAAACCUCUGCCCUUUGGACAAAGUGCUUCGUAUUAAAAUUCUUCACCUUAAACUACUGAAGGUUAUGUAGGGCAUAACAGCAGACAAUUAGGGAAUACAGCAGGAUCAGAGACCUUUAGGGAGAGUCCACGAAAAUGGACUACAUUGUAUUAAUAAAUUUGAACUGUAAUGAGCCAUCAAUAUAUUUGCAGUGCCCAUACAUUUUAAUUCCAUACACAUGUCAUGUCUUGCCCCUACAAAAGUUUAAACAUUGCCUAGUCUUUCAAGAAUCUCUCUACAGUCGCAUUUGAUAUCUGAUAUUCAUUACUCUUUGAAUAUACAGGUAAAGUUAUGUGGACAGAAUUAUUCCCUGUGCUCCGAGAGAGAUUGGUAAAUUCAUUGUGCCGAUUUUUGUAAAAGAAUGCAUUUAAUGAAAAUCUCCCGACCAAAACCACCUUAUAACAAGUCUGAAUUUUGUAGGUGCUAUCUUAUCACCAAUGCUGAGUUCUGUUGCAAAUUUACAAGUGAUUUAAGAUAAAAACAUGGCAAAAGUGAUGUUAUACAAGACAUAGUAUAUUGUUUUCAAGUAUCUUCAUCGUCGAUAAUAAACUUCAUGUUAAUUCAUCAUUAUGUUUCAUUGCUGUUCAGAUAAUUAGUAUGAGAUACUAAGUAUACAUGUACAUGUACUGUGUUGUGUUGUGCCAUAUUGUAAACAGUUAAUUAUUGUAAAAAAUCAUUUAAUGAAUAAAAGUACAAGAUGUCCCAAGUGACAAAAAACCUGA